UUCUAUUUAUAGUAAUCAUUUACGCCUAUGUCCGUGCAUAACUCUUAUUCUCAAUCUAAAUAUUGAUUUGAAACUGUAGCACGCAAUUAUACCGAGAGUAAUCUUGCGCUACCAGUAUACGCAAAGCAUCCAGACCGCGAACAUACGGAUCAUACGGGCGCACUCUGAAGACAUUACUACGAAUUCAGCGUAAACAAACCAUUACUAGAUGUGCUACCCGUAUCCAUGGAGGCAGGUCGCGCGCGUAACCGUGACGACAACCCCGGCUUGCCGACUUUGAGUCUCGGACUGUCCAGUGUUCGUCACAUUGUCACAAAACUCGAGGCUGAAUACGCUCGUGCCGUAACAUCUAACGUUUAUAAAAGUGAAAUUGUCAAAUACAACCCGUGCACAGAACACAGCAACGACUACUAUGACUUCGCUUUCGAUCCGAAAGUGCAUUUGUUAAAUAGAUUCGUUGUUAACUUGGGGGUGGCGCUUAGUAAAUGCAUACCAAGUGUUACUUUAGCUAACUUCGGUUUUAUAGCCGUGACAACGGGGUUGUUUGCUCCGAGGAUGAUCUCAUAUCUGGUCGUGUAUCCAUUUUGCAGAUUAGUAUUUGGGACUCUCUACCCGGCGUAUGCCUCAUACAAAGCUGUACGGACGAAGAACUUGAAAGAAUACGUAAAAUGGAUGAUGUACUGGAUCGUGUUCGCCCUAUUCACAUGUACGGAGACAUUCACAGACGUGUUUCUGUCUUGGUUCCCUUUCUAUUACGAAGUGAAGAUAGUACUUGUAUUAUGGCUGCUGUCGCCAGCCACCAAAGGGUCUUCGAUUCUCUACAGAAAGUUUGUCCACCCAGCGCUGUGCAGACGAGAGCAGGAGAUCGAUGAGUACAUAGCCAAAGCCAAAGAUCAGGGUUACCACACAGUGCUCAAUUUGGGCACAAAAGGAGUCAACUAUGCUACAACUGUUAUUAUGCAAACUGCUAUCAAAGGUGGUGGUGGUCUAGUGCAGCAGCUCCGCAAGAGUUACAGCCUGUCGGACCUGAGCGAGUGCGAGCCGCGCGAGGAGCGCGCCGCGGACGAGGCGGACGACGUGCUCGCCGAGCCGAGGCUCAUCAGGCGCUCGGUCAAGAGCGGAUAUGCGACUCGGCGGAGCGCAUCGGAGUCGAACAGUCGUUCGCCGAUGUACUUCCCGGAGGUAGACGUGGACGUCCGUCCUGCACGAGGACGCAUGGAUGAACCAGAUUUCAGCCACAUAAAGUCGACGGAGGACAUCAGCUCGGGCUACUCGAGCGCGGAGAACUCGUCGUCGCUGACGCGCACGUCGUCCGUGGGCGGCGCGGGGCGGCGCGCGCGCGCCUCGCGCACGGCCGUCACCGCCAUCAAGCGCCCGCCCGCCGCCGAGGAUAAUCAAGUUAUCAUCGAGGAGCACCACGACGACGAUAGUAUAGAUUAUACAAAUAUGCCCCCUCUCGUUAAUUUUUCGUCUCCCCUCUUCUUAUCCCACACCGAUCCUCCGUUUAUAUACCAAUAUGUCGAAGACCAGGUUAAAAUUAUACAAGUACUAGGUAAUUAUCCAUUGAGCAAUAACUCUAACAACCACAAUGGUAAUUCAGAUAAACGGGACCAAACAGAAGCCACUGUGGAGACUCAAACGUCGUCAGUAAACAAUUAUCCAGAGAAUGAAAGCAUUGAUAGAUCUAAACAAACAGAAGAAACUGUAAAAAAAGACUCGAACACAGACAUUCCUAUCGAUAUUGAUAGUAAGCCUAGUAAUAGUAAUAAUACGAAAGAAUAUGAAGAUAAUCAAUUAUCCAAUGAUAUUAAUAAAAAUUGUAAAUCAGAUAAUAACUUUAUUCAUACUAUUGACAAUACAAACACAUCGUCUAUUGAUGCGCAAGCAUCAGUUGGCAAUGUCUCUGAAGAAGUAACUGAUUCAAGUUUCUUUGAUACAUCACCAAAUGACGGCGAAAAAAUAGAGAGUGACGAAGAAGCAUCGUUUGAAACACCCAUAUCAACACCUAAAAGUAGCAGAAAAUUAAUAAAAGGCAAAUAUGGGAAAAGUAAAGCUCCUCUUCCACCAAAAGCAAACGAGCUUGAAGGAGAGGAAUUACACUCUAAAACUGCGCCAAAUAGUGAGGAUAGUUUAAUUAAUAUUAAUCCAAAUAUUCUUGAAAAAGAAAAUGAGAGCCUGGAAACUAUAAAUGCUCAAUUUUCUAUUGCAAACGAAGUAGUGGAUGAUAUUAUAAAAAAAUCACAAGAAUUUAGUCUUGAACUUAAUGAGGAUUCUGAGCCUGACAAAGAAAGAAGUCGCAAAUCUAUCUCUCCUGCAAAAGUUUCUAAAGGAAGCUCAGCUUUAGGAAAACUAUUUCAACUACCAAGUAAAUUAGUGUUUUGGCAUAAAACUGACGAUAAAUCAAUAACUGACACAAAUUUGUCAGAUAUCAGUAGGAAAUCGUCUAUUGAAAAUAUCAAUGACGAAUUCCAAAGUUGUCCUGACUUAAAUACACAUAGCUAUAAAAAUGAAAUUCCUCAAAUUGAAAUUACACAAGCAUCAUUCGAAGACGACGCUAGUGGUGAAAAAGCUCCAAAUGAUAUUCUAGAAAAGAGUGACGCUCUACAAAAAGUUAUUAAUGAAAAGUUAGAAAAUCAUCCUGAGUACAAACUCGUUUCCUUACACGAAGAAAUACCGACCACAUCAAAAUGCACUGAUGUGUAAUUGUCGAUCCUAUAUCCGAAUCCAUUUCUGAUACUGAGGCACAGCAUCGAACAGCAAUGCUGUCGUCCUCUGCUACAAUACCUCGCGCAAAAAAGUCUAAUAAAAGGAAAACACAAUAGAUCGAAUUGUAUCCAUAUAGGCAUUAUUAUAAAACCGUGCAAAUAUUAUUUAUUAAAAACUAUCCGCGUUUGCUAAAACAAGAUAUAUUUAAAAAAAAUACAGUAAAAACUAUGAUAUAGUUUCGCGUAGUCCUUCGUGUUAACUUGCUAUAAUAAUGUAGAUAGUCUCGAAAUAAUCUAAAUAUGUAUUUAUUUGAACACUUGCCUGCAUUCUCUAGAAAUAUUUGCUAUUCGUUGAUUCCAUUAAAUUUAAUUCACACAUCAAAAUGUGAUGCAGAAGUUCGGUAUAAGACUCAGUCUAAUUCUAGAUUUUGAAAAUGAAAUAAUCAUGUCAUUUACAUAUCAUUUUAAGACUCCACGCCAGUUACGUUGAUUUUGUAUGCCUUCUAUAAUUUGUUAUAUAUUAAUGUUUAAAUAUAAUAUAUAUAUCUAUAUAUAUAAUUAAUAAAUAUCUAAAUAAACUAUUUAUUAAUUAUCAUAUGAUUAAAUUGUAGUUUGUAGACUUACCUGUUGAAGCUGUGACCAUUUUGGCUUUAUUGCCAGGAUUCAGUAUUAAUGAAAGAUCAAAAAUUAAAUAAUUUUAAUUUAACAGUAAAGGUCCACCGCAUGGCUACACUAGGCUACAGGCAAAUCGAAUGACAAUGCUAAAUUAAGUUCAUAGCUCCUGCGCGAUGACAGCUAUUGUAGAUAGAUACGUUAAAUCGAGUAUUACUCUCUUGUGCAAUAAUGCUUUACGACUUAGAAAACUAAAGUUACCAACUUAGAAUACCUUUAAAUUGUAUAAACAUAGCUAAGCUAUGAAGCUUGCCCAAAUACUUAACUUAACCUUUUACGGUACAUCAGGCACGUGCAAUUAUCAAAGGACAUUUCUAAGCAUGUAAUGCACAUGUUAUGUAAUUUUUAUAAGAAUUUGAGUUCAUUCUCAAAAAAAAAAUGUUUGCUAAGCUGAUAAUGUUAUAAAUGUGAAACAUUUCGUUUUCGCCUUCAGCCAAUAAUAAAUGGGAUGGGAAUACAAAUAAAUGUAAAAUAUAACAUAACAUCAAUCGAUGUUAUAAUAAAUAUUUAUUGUACUUUAUUUAUAAUUUGAUUUUUGACAUUUCGUUACUAGUUUUAUUGACAUAAAAAAACCUUUCAUCAACUAAUUGGUAAUUUAUAAUUUUAGCCAAAAAAUGCCAAAAUAAAUGACUCAAAUUUAGACUUUUUUGUAAUAUAGAUUUAUAAUAAAUAUUAAUUGAAAGACGGAGACUAGUUCUAAUUAUCUAUAUAUUUGCUGAGAGACAUUAAGUGAAUAUCAUGAUUAUAGUCUAAUAGUUAAAUAGGAAAGAAAUAUGGACUUUUUGUCUCUGAGCAUGCUAGAAAUAAUCUUGUCUUGAGGCUGUCCGUAUGUACCAGUAUACUAAAAAUUUCAAUUAAUUUACGAUAUCUUUUAUUAUAUUAUAAUUUUAUUUUCAUUGCAUCAGAUUAAUAACAAAACUACGUGCAGUCUCCAAUGUAAUUAAAUUAGACUAAUCUUUUAAUUUAUUCACAUUCAAACGAAACACAGUGAAAACAUUAGUUAUUUCGCGUUUUUAUUUGAAUAAGUUUAUAAUCUACGUCCACGUCAAUAAUUUAAAUGGCGUUCAUCCAAUCAUUAUUUUUCUCUAGGCCAGAUUCUUAUUGCUUAUGUGUUAACAAUAAAUACUCAUGAAAUGGCUAUAUUAUGGUAAUAGAUAUUAAUUUAUUUAUUUAUUUACUUCGGCUAUUUGCAGUUAUAUAACUUCGGUACAUAUGGUUCCUUAAUUAUGUAAUUAAGUUGUUUCUACAAUAUUUUUAUAUAUUAUCAUUGUGUUCAUUGAGAUGAUAUUGUGAUAAUUUUAUUGAUUUCCUUUAUUUUAAAAUAUAAUAUCUUUAUGAAGAAAUACUUUAUUUUAUUUAUGUAUUUCUAAAGCUUAGCUUACUGUUACAUAGCAUUGUUAUGCAAGUGUUUUAAAAAGUAUGCUAAGAGCCUGUAUCCCAAAUGAAUUUGUGUUUGAUUAAAUAAAAUAAGAGUG
Vanessa atalanta (red admiral) is the source of this 4852-nucleotide messenger RNA. Its product is annotated as hybrid signal transduction histidine kinase D-like. Gene Ontology annotation, cellular component: endoplasmic reticulum membrane; endoplasmic reticulum tubular network; cytoplasmic microtubule. Lineage: Eukaryota; Metazoa; Arthropoda; Insecta; Lepidoptera; Nymphalidae. Gene Ontology annotation, biological process: endoplasmic reticulum tubular network organization. The record is from RefSeq and is a predicted model, not a curated record. Gene Ontology annotation, molecular function: microtubule binding. The transcript is spliced from 8 exons. Bases 226 to 2703 code for a protein of 825 amino acids.